Molecule: messenger RNA, 1185 nt
Organism: Penicillium griseofulvum
Lineage: Eukaryota; Fungi; Ascomycota; Eurotiomycetes; Eurotiales; Aspergillaceae
Exons: 1
Coding region: 1-1185 (394 amino acids)
Source: RefSeq, a predicted model, not a curated record
AUGUCUGAAUCAACCGAGCUAAUAUCGCCUACUACAUCCCACCAUUCCGCUCCCGAUCCGCUUGAAUCGACGGCUGUUUCUUUUCCUUCCAGGGCACCUCGGGUCCAUUAUCUCCCCGUCUUAAAAGCAGACCUGAAGAAGGUAGCAGCAUCCCGCGGCAAUGUUCACUCCCGGAAAUUAGCAAUUCUCAUCAGAUGGGAAAACGAUAAUACCGGCGCAGAAGAAGACGUCAUCACUAUGGGUAAAGUGAUGGAAACCUUCGGCAUCCAGUAUACCGAUCACAUUCUGAAAGCAAAGGAUCCCACCCCAGGAUGGAAUCUAUCGGCCCAAAUCCGCAAAAUGAUUCUCGACUGUUAUCACUCCAAACUACAUUCCUUAUUCGUGUUCUACUACGUCGGACACGGUGCCAUCGUCGAUGGGCACCUGCAUUUUAUCCAGGGCGGUAAACGUGUUUCAUGGUCCGCUAUCCGUGAAGAUUUUUUCUCCGAAAGUGAAGCUGUACGACACGUCGAUAUCCUUGGGGUAAUUGAUUGUUACUACUCCGGCGCCGUAACAAGAGCACAGGCCUCAACUUCAAGAGUGGCCCAAGUUAUGGCGGCCUGUGGUCCUAAUGAGGGAACAAGUGCUCGGGGCCAGAAAGUAUCAUUCACUAUGCGACUAUUCCGUGCAGUUCAGCACUUUAAAGGCCGAUUAAGUGUAUCCACAGCCGCGUUGUUCCAGGAAAUACAGCGACAGAGACCACUGGCUGCUCCAAUUGCCGUGUUUGAAACUCUCAGUGGCACUCAGCCAAUCAGACUCGUGUUCAAUGACCACACUUCUCCCUCGCGCAUCCCACGCCUUCCAUCACAUGUGAAUGAGAAACAUGUACUUGUCAAACUGACCCUGCGCGGCCACAGUCAAAUACCGGGCCAUAGCGAAGUACUGGAAAGCUUCAAAAAUACGAUCCAAGAUCUACCGCCCAAUAUGAAAGUGGAGAUCUCCGACGCAUAUGAAACCGAUCAGUCUAUUUUCCUUAUAAUAGGAAUGUCGUGGGAAGCCUGGUCCUUAUGGACCAUGGUUACACAUCUGGAAUUCGUAGGGGUCACUCUUGGCCCUUCCUUGGUGCCCAGGCGGCAUGUCGAAGUUCCAGUUCCUGUAUCGGAUGAGAAUCGUCGCCCUCCCCAUGGCAAGGGCAAGGCCGAGUAG